Messenger RNA from Pipistrellus nathusii (Nathusius's pipistrelle), 1458 nucleotides. NCBI's taxonomy places the organism in Eukaryota, Metazoa, Chordata, Mammalia, Chiroptera, Vespertilionidae. The record is from the annotation of a GenBank genome assembly.
AUGGAGCGCCUGGUGCAGCGGGUGCGGGACGCUUUCCGCAGCGGCCGCUCGCGCCCCCUGAGCUUCCGGCGGCAGCAGCUCGAGGCGCUGCGCAGGCUGGUGCAGGAGCGCGAGCGCGACAUCCUGGCGGCCAUCGCCGCCGACCUGAGCAAGAGUGAGCUGAACGCCUACAGCCAUGAAGUCAUUACCAUUCUUGGGGAAGUUGACCUCGUGCUGGAGCAGCUUCCUGAGUGGGUUACUGCCAAGCCAGCCAAGAAGAACCUGCUCACCAUGAUGGACGAGGUCUACGUCCAGCCAGAGCCCCUGGGGGUCGUCCUGAUUAUAGGGGCUUGGAACUACCCCUUCGUUCUCAUCAUGCAGCCGCUGAUCGGAGCCAUUGCUGCAGGAAAUGCUGUGAUUAUCAAGCCUUCUGAACUAAGUGAAAAUACAGCCAAGAUCUUGGCUAAGCUGCUCCCGCAGUAUUUGGACCAGGACCUGUACACUGUGGUUAAUGGCGGCGUUGAGGAAACCACCGAGCUCCUGAAGCAGCGGUUUGACCACAUUCUCUACACCGGGAGCACUGCGGUGGGGAAGGUUGUCAUGGCGGCUGCUGCCAAGCAUCUGACCCCAGUGACCCUGGAACUGGGCGGGAAGAGUCCGUGCUACAUCGACAGAGACUGUGACCUGGACGUCGCCUGCAGACGCAUAGCCUGGGGCAAGUACAUGAACUGCGGCCAAACCUGCAUUGCUCCCGACUACAUUCUCUGCGAACCAUCUCUCCAGAGUCAAAUCGUGCAGAAGAUUAAGGAAACUGUGAAGGAAUUUUAUGGAGAAAAUAUAAAGGAGUCUCCUGAUUAUGAAAGGAUCAUCAAUCUUCGUCACUUUAAGAGGCUCCUGAGUUUGCUUGAAGGACAGAAGAUCGCUUUUGGUGGGGAGUCUGACGAGGCCACCCGCUACAUAGCCCCAACAGUACUUACUGACGUUGACCCUGAAACCAAGGUGAUGCAAGAAGAAAUUUUUGGACCAAUUCUUCCAAUAGUGCCUGUGAAGAAUGCAGAUGAAGCCAUAGAAUUCAUAAAUGACCGCGAGAAGCCAUUGGCUCUCUACGUGUUUUCUCGUAACAACAAGCUCGUCCGGCGGAUGAUUGACAGCACUUCCAGCGGGGGCGUCACGGCCAACGACGUGAUCAUGCACUUCACGCUCAGCUCGCUGCCCUUCGGGGGCGUGGGUUCCAGUGGGAUGGGAGCUUACCACGGAAAACACACUUUCGACACUUUUUCUCAUCAACGUCCCUGCUUAUUGAAAAGUUUAAAGGGAGAAAGUGCUAACAAGCUCAGAUAUCCCCCCAACACCCAGUCCAAGGUGGAUUGGGCAAAAUUCUUCCUUCUGAAAAAGUUCAGCAAAGGCAAACUCGGUCUCCUGCUCCUCGCCAUCCUGGGCGUGGUGGCCGCCGUGCUGUUCAAAGUGCUAGACUACUGA